GCUGUCCAAUGGAGAGUCUCCGGGGGCGGGGCCAGAAGACCGGCGUUGAAGGAGGUCCCGGGAGCUGACGGCCCAGCACUCUAAUGAGCGCUGGUCAGGCAGUGGCGGGGAGGCCUUGCAGCCGCGAGCGAUCCUGCCGUCUCCGCUGUGGACAUGUGCGGGGGGCCCUUCCCGGAGUCCAGAUGACGCUCGUGCCAGUGGCGUCGGUGAUGGCGGCGACAGAGCCGAGAUGGGUCUCGGUCUGGAGCCGCUUCCUGUGGCUGGUGCUGCUCAGCACGGUGCUGGGGUCCCUGCUGGCGCUGCUGCUGCCGCUGGGCGCCAUGGAAGAGCAGUGCCUGGCCGUGCUCAAGGGCUUCUACCUGCUCAGGAGCAGACUGGACAGGGCGCAGCAGGCCGUCACCAAGCGCACCAGCCGGUCCACCGAGCUCAGUGUCACCUCCAGGGACGCCGGGCUGCUGGUGGUCAAGACCAAGCCCUCCCCAGCAGGUAAGCUGGAAGCCAGAGCGGCCUUGACCCAGGCGCUGGAGAUGAAGCGCCAGGGCAAGCGGGACAAAGCCCGCAGGCUGUUCCUGCACGCGCUCAAGAUGGACCCGGACUCCGUGGACGCGCUCACCGAGUUCGGCGUCUUCUCCGAGGAAGACAAGGACAUCAUCCGGGCGGACUACCUGUACACGCGCGCGCUCACCAUCGCGCCCCACCACGAGAAGGCGCUGGUCCGCAGGGGCCGCACGCUGCCGCUGGUGGACGAGAUCGACCAGCGCUACUUCAGCACCAUCGACAGCAAGGUGAAGAAGGUCAUGGCCAUCCCCAAGGGGAGCUCGGCCCUGCGCAGGGUCAUGGAGGAGACGUACUACCACCACAUCUACCACACGGUGGCCAUCGAGGGCAACACCCUCAGCCUCGCGGAGAUCCGGCACAUCCUGGAGACGCGCUACGCCGUGCCGGGCAAGAGCCUGGAGGAGCAGAACGAGGUCAUCGGCGUGCACACAGCCAUGAAGUACAUCAACACGACGCUGGUGUCACGCAUCGGCUCCGUCACCAUCGGCGACGUGCAGGAGAUCCACCGGCGGGUGCUGGGCUACGUGGACCCCGUGGAAGCCGGCAGGUUUCGGACGACGCAGGUGCUGGUGGGCCACCACAUCCCUCCCCACCCCCAGGAGGUGGAGAAGCAGAUGGAGGAGUUCAUCCAGUGGCUCAACUCCGAGGACGCCACGCAGCUGCACCCGGUGGAGUUCGCAGCGCUGGCCCACUACAAGCUGGUUCACAUCCACCCCUUCAUCGACGGCAACGGGAGGACCUCGCGCCUGCUCAUGAACCUCAUCCUGAUGCAGGCCGGCUACCCGCCCGUCACCAUCCGCAAGGAGCAGAGGUCAGAGUACUACCACGUGCUGGAGGUCGCCAACGAGGGCGACGUGAGGCCCUUCAUCCGCUUCAUCGCCCAGUGCACCGAGACCAUGCUGGACACACUGCUGUUCGCCACGACCGAGUACGCGGUGGCACUGCCAGAAGCCACGCCCAGCAAGGAGACGCUUCCCGUGAAGCCCUGACCCUCAGUGCCAAGGAGCGCCACCAUUUCUAGAAACCUCCACACCUCCCAAAGCAACAGGAGACCCUAAACAUGCUUUACCUCCAAACGUUUUUUAGUUAAAAUGGAAACCUAAAUUAUUAAGCCUUGUCUUCAAGAUAAUUUAUAAUUCAGUAGUUAUUUAUUUUCUGUUAACUGCUGUGUGGCGCCUGCCACGUCUGGUGGUGGUAGCCACUGGUCUGCUGGUUUUCCCAGCAUGCUCCAGGGGCGGCCAUGCUCCUGUGUGACCAGAACCCGGGUUCUGGAGCAGAAUUUGCACUAAGGCGGAGGAGAGGAACCAGGGAUGACUCUUCCAGCCUUCCUGAAGGGAGCACUCCUGGCGGAGCACCUGGUCCCAGGUGAGGAAGGAGUGAGAGCUCUCACCGAGAGGUUAGCAUGGGGAUUACCGGUAGAGCAACUUUCGGAGAAAGGAAUGCUGACUUUUCUUGCUUGUCCCCAGGCAGGCCCUGAGCACUAUUGAGUUCGCCAAGUUGAGCACCAGAGGCUGUCCUUUUCCCUUGAGAUUAUUUGGGUGAGGGAGGCCAGCCUGGUCCACUUUGUUGUCACGUGUCUCCUGCACUUCAUUUGCGGGUGCUCAGACCAGGUGUUUCUCUCUGAAGGUUCUCUGGUUCACGGCCCCAGGGCUGUGCACACGUCCCGGAACACAUGUCAGAGAACAGAUGGCACACUGGGCAGGAACCUCAGCACCAGCCUCACUGACCCCCGCACGCACCUUGCAGGCAGCACGCAUGCCCUCUGCCACGUAGCACUACCCUGACCUGGGCCCACAGCCCAGUGUGCUUUCCUCUGGGAGGCCAGACAUGGCCUCAGAGUCGCAGAAUUUUCCUAGCAAUUUGUAAAAUGAUACAACGCAAUAUAGCCAAGUUCCCAAGUCCUCAGGAAGUACAAUGCCUGCUUCCCACACAGGACUGCUGCCAGUCAGGGUCACGGGCUCGGGUCCCAGCGGCACAGCGGCGCCGCCGAGGGCUGUCAGCGUGCGUGCUGGGCGCUGUACGGAGUGCCACCUCGACGGCAGCCAGGAGGCAGCUCUGAGAGCAGUGAGGCUGCUGUUCUGAGGUCUGCCUGCUCCACAGGCUCUUCUGGAAGGGGAAGUGGGAAGAUGCAGGAAACGUCUGCAGGUGACAUCCAAGCCUUUAUAAGAAGUUUGCUAUUUUUAUCCUGCCGCGGAUUUUUCCUAAACCUUUGCUACAUCCUUUUGUCCUGGUUUUAUAAGCAGACCACAGAAGUCAUGAAGGGUUUGCUUUGUACCACGGAGUGAGAGCAUUUGCACUUUAGCUUUAUGUGAAGGAUAUUAUUUUAAGGUAAUAAAGUAUUUUGUUAAAUACAUGCGUGAGGCUUUGCUGUCGUGUUUGAGAUGUUUCCACAGACUGAACAGAUCCCACGUGGUCGUCUCGGCAGGCAAACGAGACAGAACUGGUUGGAUACAGGCCGACCCGGGUUGGCAGGGAUGAGUGAGUGACGUCAUGAAGACACAAGCAGCUGCAAAGGUGUCCGUGGGUGUUCACCCUCAGGUCUGGACUGAGGAAGAGGCGCCCACCCUGAGUCCAGUCAGCACUGAACCCAACCUGGGCCUUCUCAGGCCUGGAAAGGCCGCCGGGGUGACGGCUGUGCUGACCCUGGAGAGCGUGGAGUUAGGUCACACUACCAGUCAGAAGACAGGGAAGCCUGAAGUGACGGGAAUAUCUGGGGCUUUCCAGUGCCGGGGCCCUGGCCACCUGGACUCCCGGUGCACUCCCGUGAUCAGCUGAGCAGCCAGCCAGCACAGAGCAAAGGCACUGCCACCCAGUUCACAGGUCACCCUAAAACAUGUGUCGCUUUGCCCAAAAACAGACGGUGGGGGGGACUCAAACUUUCUGGGAGGUUUACCCGACGAUAACUUAGAGGGAGGGACACUGCACUUACGAGAGGGCAGAAAGCCCGCCCUGUGGACAGCUGGCACCUGCAGGGGUGAGUCCGACCCCCGAGACACCGACCGGCCCCAGCACUGCUGGGGAAGUGCUAUGGCCUGUCCAGUGUACAAGAGAACAGGGAGUGGGUCAAAGACGGACAGGGCUGGGAGGUGCCAAAUGCAGCGAUGGGCAAGCUGGAGUCUGUUUCUGUCAUCUGUUUAACGUGUCCCAAUAGAAGAACUGAAAACAAAUGGAGGACUGAUAGCCACUGCAUAAAAAGACUCCCUGGGGGCGCAGGCACUCAGCCCAGCGGUCAGGAUGCCCAAGUCAGUCCUACAGCAGAGAACCUGGCUCCCGGCUCCCUACUCCUGCCAGUGCAGACCCUGGGAGUUGGCAGGCGAUGGCUCGACAGACAGACAGCUGGCCGCCCAGACCCACCUGAGAGACUGACUGCAUUCCCAGCCCCAGCCCCAGCCCCUAUGGGCGUGUAGGGAUUGAAUCAGAAGAGGGGAGGGCACUCGCGCUCUGCCUGUCAAAUAAUAAAAAUACUGUCGAAGAAGAAGCUCGGUGCCUCUAGAACGUCAGCUUCCUUACUGAACUGGCAAGGCUGCUUCCAAAGCCGUAAGUCCCUGAUAAAAGUGAGAGAGUUUAAAAACUCAAGCAUCAAACUGAAGUUUACAACUGAAGAUCCAUCACAGCAGAAAUAAUUUAAAUCAAAAUGACCACAAGAUUUGACUUAGAAAAGUUCUAUUUAUAGCUACAGGCCGCCCUGAGGAAGGGUUCUGAGCACCACUCAGCAAGAAGAGUUUAAGAGAACUUCUGUUUAAUAAACAAAGCUAAACGGGGAGGACAUGGUGUUUCAACAAAACCAAAGAGCUGAAACUCAGGGUUCAGACAAGAAAAGCCAGUCGGCAGGCAGAGGAAGUGGCCCGCGGCAGGUGGCACACGGCCUCCGGUACAGGUAUAAAACAAACAUCUGGAUACUGCUUUUAGGAAACGAAACCACAGGCUGAGGUGUCAUUUACAAACACAAUAGAAAAACACACAGCCCCC
Messenger RNA from Oryctolagus cuniculus (rabbit), 4527 nucleotides. It is a transcript of the gene FICD, whose product is annotated as FIC domain protein adenylyltransferase. The record is from RefSeq and is a predicted model, not a curated record. Gene Ontology annotation, molecular function: protein binding. Lineage: Eukaryota; Metazoa; Chordata; Mammalia; Lagomorpha; Leporidae.